Messenger RNA from Rhineura floridana, 608 nucleotides. RefSeq names its product cytochrome c oxidase subunit 6C. The transcript is spliced from 4 exons. Gene Ontology annotation, biological process: mitochondrial electron transport, cytochrome c to oxygen. The record is from RefSeq and is a predicted model, not a curated record. Bases 245 to 484 code for a protein of 79 amino acids. NCBI's taxonomy places the organism in Eukaryota, Metazoa, Chordata, Lepidosauria, Squamata, Rhineuridae.
GUGGUGAGGCGCGCCGCCUCUCCCCGAGAGGGUUCCGUCUGCCGCCCUCUCCCUUGCCUAAUAAAAGUGCAAGGGUGGCGAGCGUCGUGAUUGCCAGACGCCCACCUUGGGAAGAAUCCGGCCCUUCUUCUUUCAUUCUCUCGGAACUGCCGCGCACGCCUCUCUUGUUCCUGCUAGAGGUGCUGAAGGAGGGGAAUUGGCUGCUUGCUCGCCCCCUGUCUAAAACAGGUGAGAAGACACCACCAUGUCUGCUGCAUUGUUGCCCAAACCCCAGAUGAGAGGCCUCCUGGCCAAACGUCUGAGAAUACACAUCGUAGGGGCCUUUCUUUUUUCCUUUGGAUGUGUAGCUCUGUACAAGUUUGGUGUGGCUGAUCCCAGGAAAAAAGCAUAUGCAGAGUUUUAUAAAAACUAUGAUGCCACGAAGGAAUUUGAGGCCAUGAGGAAAGCUGGGGUGUUUGAAAGUGUGGGACCCAAAAGUCCAUAAGCAGACCCUUCUGUCUGGAUACCUGACAGCUGAACAUCAUUGUUUCAGUAAACUAUACCUUGUGAUCCACUUUGGUGUUGAUCAUGCUGUAAUGUUGCUUAUUAAAUAAAGUACUUAAGUCAAA